AUGCUGUCCGUCGGUGUGGCCUGCGGGGGUGAGGACGAGGCGGCAACCGCAGUACCGACGUUCUCGUUGCCCACGGAUUUGCCGAGUCAGGAGGCAGUGGGUGACGGAGGUGGAGAGGCGACGGCGGCGGUGGCCGGAAGCGACUACUGGAGCGGGCCGCGCACCUGGGAUCCGGAAGACGUGUCUGGCCUGGAACGGGUUACGCAGGAGCUGGUCGCUCCGCCGUUUUUCCCGGAGCACGAGCAGGUGAAUACCGGGGAUCCACGGGUCGUCGAGAUUCGGAUGGUGGUGGAAGAGAAGGAGAUCGAGGUAACUUCGGGUGUGUUCAUGUGGGCGUUCACGUUCAACGGAUCGGUACCCGGCCCCAUCAUCGUGGUGCACGAGGGGGACUACGUGGAGCUGACCCUGGUAAACCCUUCCAGCAAUGAGCUGCUGCACAACAUAGACCUUCACGCCUCCAGCGGCGCCCUGGGCGGCGGUUCGCUGACCCAGGUUGGGCCGGGGCAGGAGGUGGUGCUGCGGUUCCGGGCGACCAAGGCCGGCGUGUUCAUCUACCACUGCGCGCCCGGCGGAACGAUGGUGCCGUGGCACGUGGUACACGGAAUGAACGGGGCGAUCAUGGUGUUGCCUCGGGAAGGCCUGAGAGAUCCCGCGGGCAAUCCGAUCUCCUACGACCGCGCCUACUACGUGGGGGAGCAGGAUUACUACCUGCCGCGGGACGAAAACGGUGAGUUCAAGCGCUACGAAAGCCCGUCCGCCUCUAUGGUGGACGAUCUGGCGGCGAUGAAGACGUUGAUACCGACGCACAUUGUGUUCAACGGAGUUACCGGUGCGCUGCAGGGUGACGGCCAACUGACUGCCAACGUGGGCGAAAACGUGCUGAUUGUCCACUCACAAGCCAACCGGCAGUCCUAUCCGCACCUGAUUGGCGGGCACGGCGACUACGUUUGGGAGCGCGGCGGGUUCAACAGUCCGCCGGCGGUGGACCUGGAGACCUGGGUGGUAGCCGCCGGUUCCGCCGGGGCGUCGAUUCACACGAUUCGGCAACCGGGAACCUAUGCCUACCUGUCGCACAACCUCAUCGAGGCGUUCGUGUUCGAUGCCAAGGCGAUACUGGUGGCGGAAGGCGAAUGGGACAACGACCUGAUGGAACAGAUAAAGGAACCCGGCCCAAUCCAGUAA
Messenger RNA from Geodia barretti, 1182 nucleotides. Lineage: Eukaryota; Metazoa; Porifera; Demospongiae; Tetractinellida; Geodiidae. The record is from the annotation of a GenBank genome assembly.